UAAUGUCAAUCUGCUUUUGUCCAUUCGCAAUGGUGUUAAAAUGUAAACAUUGUAGUAUAUACUUAUCGAUUUUUGGCUUGAAAAUCUACUAGAACGAGCUAGUGUUUAGUUUAAUGGAUUGAAAUUUGUUAUAAUAGAUUGAUGUUUGAAAAGAUUACCAAAGACCCUCCUAUCACAUCUGGCAAGAUGGAAGAACUAUCCGGUGUGAUGAUUGUUAUAAUCAUCGGGGGUGGAGUUCUAGCAGUCACAAUUUGUUUUAUCAUUGCAAAACGGCAAAUCGUUCGAUUUACUCUUCGACAGCGACGGGGUCCUCACGUAGCUGUUGGACAUGAUGCAAAAAAGUCCAUUAAAAAAGAAAUUGAGAGACGCAUUGAUUGUAUAAAUAAAAUAUACUUCGAGCCAAAGUUAUUGUGGGAUGACAAAAAAGAUGGGGAAAAGUAUAUACUUCAACCAGAUUCGGUUUUGCCUCCUUACUAUUACCGAAUGAAAGCCAUGGACGAUGUCAAAGAACUCGAGAAAGAAAUCACAAAACAAGACGGUUCUACCAGACAUCCACAAGAUAGCUUGAGAGCAUUUUUGUUGACAACGUUAGCAGCUCCGCUGAACGGUGCAGGACAGAGAUUAAUUCAUCAGUUUUGUGAUAUGUACGAACAUGCAAGACAUGAUCCAAAUGAGUUUGGCGAAGAGGAGUACCAAGCUUAUCAAAGACUGCUAAAGAAAAUUAGUGACGCAGCCAAAAUGUUGAAAUCAUUCACGAAUAGUCGUAAAUCAUCGCCCAGUCGAACUCCUGUGAAAAAACAAAGUAAGAUGCAAUCAUUACUGGACCCUUCUCGCCUGAGACCUCCACCGAUGAGCGCAGGAGGAGGUGGCAUUGGGGGAGACACAGGUAACCAGAAUGCACGACUGAACCUUUCACUCGGUGUUCAUCUACAGCAACAGCAGCUUCAACAACAAGAAGAACUGUCGGAGAACGAAAUCCUGAGUAUUUCACAAUAUCAUGGCGAAACAGAAACCUUUGCCAUACACAGGUCUUUCAAAAAUUGAUAUGGUUUGAUAACGUAUAAAACUAGGAAUUCUAGAAAACUGUCUUCUAGAAUAAUGAUGGUAGCAUCGGUAAUAUAUAAAAUAAAGAUAACCAGAUAAUGA
Messenger RNA from Malaya genurostris, 1146 nucleotides. RefSeq names its product protein C1orf43 homolog. The record is from RefSeq and is a predicted model, not a curated record. NCBI's taxonomy places the organism in Eukaryota, Metazoa, Arthropoda, Insecta, Diptera, Culicidae. The transcript has 6 exons. The coding region runs from base 142 to 1044 and encodes 300 amino acids.